Molecule: messenger RNA, 2957 nt
Organism: Lampris incognitus (smalleye Pacific opah)
Lineage: Eukaryota; Metazoa; Chordata; Actinopteri; Lampriformes; Lampridae
Gene: wdpcp
Product: WD repeat containing planar cell polarity effector
Biological process (GO): nervous system development; establishment of protein localization; cilium organization
Cellular component (GO): axonemal basal plate
Molecular function (GO): protein binding
Source: RefSeq, a predicted model, not a curated record
GUUGUUAAAAUAAAAGCAAAAUUGGCAAACGGCUAACGUGGCUCGGCAGCUAGACAAAUCACAUCUGCAAACUUCGUAACGAAGGAAAGACGGGCACUGUCAUCUGAAGUAGUGAGACUCCCCACCUGCCACUGUCCCCGGAGCGGGUCACGAGUCGCGACUGGCGGAGGCCGGGUGCUUGACGCCAGAAACGAGAGCCUGCUUGAGGCUCACCUCCCUGCCUCACUGGAAAAGCCCGGGUUUGUCUUGCUUUGGCGAUGCCCCAAGAAGAACAGCCAAACCUGCACCGGGGCCCUGACAGAAGGUGGGGUGAUCAGCAAACCUUUGAUUGACCUUCUUGAAUUGAUCUCACAACUUUUUGUAAAAGCUCAGGUUACACUCCUUUGUCAGAUGGCGUUCUGCCUGGCUGAGCUACACUUGUGGUCCACCAAGAACUCACUCCAAGUCAAAGAUACGGAUAUUGGCACCUAUCAGUACUACGAUAAAGGAGAGCCAGCCAGUGUACAGCAGCAGCACUACUACAGUGAGAAGCAACACUUCUGUGAAACUCGAGGCUAUUCGUGGACCCCUAGGAACUCCCGUCCAGAGAGGCUCCGUGAUUCGCUGAGGGACUUAGAGGAACUGUUGCAGACCAAUGCGUGUGUUCACAACAAAUGGAAGAACAAGCACUGCUGCCAGCUUAUGUUGAGCAGUGGAGUUCUGGUGACCCUGAUCCUAAACGGACCCCAGCUGGACAGAGUGUGUGUUGACCGCACACUGGUCGGCCGACUACCUGGCAACACUACCACCGAUGCGGUGCUCAGCGAUCGGCUGCUCUUGCUGACCUUCCUGGAGCAGAGCCAAGUUGCCAUGGUCUACCUCAACAAGAAGAACCUGGACUCCCCCGAGACCAGCAGACGGGCAGAAAAACUCUCACCAUCUGAAAUCAAGGUGGUGCAUGUGGAGGUGCGUAGCGGGGUGGGACGAAGGCUGGUUAGGCAUGUAGGGCUCAACCAUCUCCAGGAUGUGGCAGUUUGCUGGUGGCCCCUGGACAACCCUAGUCAGGAGCUGUGGCCCUGGGCCCCCAUCAACACACACACAGACAGGAGCAACCUGGUUCUGCUGAGCUGUUCGCCUGAGGGCCUCAAGGUCUUGAACUCCAUCCGGACCAAGGGAGAUCCUCUGGACUGUCAUUUCAGCCGGCAGCAGCCCUACCAGUUGCUAACCGUGGAGCUGCCCACAGGACCCCCAGAUCCCCAAGGACCUGGAGAGGCAUCCUGGGCUGACAUCUGCAUAUACGAGUGCGCACGGGGGCGCCUGCAGCGCCUGCCGUCUACCCGCAUCCCUCUGUCGUCACGACCUGUCUGCUGCUCCCACAGCCCCUCUGAGGCCAUGCUCCUCCUGGGCCUCAGUGACUCCUCCUUGGUCUUGUAUGACCUGCGGAACGGCGUGUCCCUCUUAGCUCCCUGUCCAAUCCCACCCAUCCUCCUGGCCUGGCACCCCGCUGGGGCCAUGGUGAUGGUGGGUGGAGGGCAGGGAGAGCUGAUGUGCUUCGAUGUGGGACUGGCUCCACUGGACGUGGUGUUGCUAGCAGAGGACAUUACCCCGGCUGCUACUCUAAGGCUAGCCCAGCACCUGCGCUGCUCUGGGGGUCUGGAGGGAUUACAGUGGGGGACAGGCCUGGAUGGAGGGGCAGAUGGGGCAGAAACACUGAUGUUGACCUUCCACGGAGGACCUCUAGCAGCCUUGAGGUUCCGGCUAGGUGGGUUGAAAAAAAUUGGGGCUUUGAGUGGAGGCCAGAUGGGGCCGGGGGAGCUGCUCCAACAGAGGCUGCGCUGUGGGCAGGUCAGCCAGGCCAUUGGCAUCUUGGCGUCCAUGGACUGGAGUGUGAUGGGAGAUGAGUGCUACCGAGGCCUGAGUUCGGUUACUGACUACCUCUUGAGGCUAGAGCUGAAUGCAGAGAGAGAAUCCCAACUAGAGGCAGCCCUGGGAGUGUUUUAUACCCCGCCUCUCCCCCUCUCUGACGUGGUGCUGGAAUACAGGGGUCCAAUCAGCAAGUAUGCCCGUCGCUUCUUUCACCACCUCCUCAGACACCAGCGCUUUGAGAAGGCCUUCCUGCUAGCUGUAGAUAUAGGAGCAAGAGACCUGUUCAUGGACCUCCAUUAUGUUGCCAGCGAUAAGGGCGAGGUGGUGCUAGCGGAUGUGGCUAAGACGAGGGCUAAUGAAAUCGAAGCCCAGGCAAUCAUAGCGACCGAUGAGUCUGAUAGAGGGAGAAAUGGAGUCUGUUCCGCCCCGAGGAUGGAUAGACAGACAGAUGAAACGGUAAACAGACAGAGUUUUCUGGACCCUCCCACACUACAGCCAAGUUGGAGAAGGCCACAGGAUGAGAGCGUUCACGUGACUCUGAGCGCAGACUCCAUCCGGAACUGGAGACAAGCAGCAGAAAUCAGUCUGGUUGACGCAGACGAUACGAAUGAGACGGAGGACCCUGAGACCCUCCAAGUGGUUCACCUGGGACUGGUUUAAAAACUUCACCAAUGACUCUCUCUAACUGGAUAGGGAUGGAUAGGGAUUUUUUUUUUUAAAGAAAAAACAGUGCUCACUCUGCCAUCCCCCUAGUUUGUUUUUUUUGGGGUUUUUUUUUUUUUGCUGUACAGUAAAAUACAAAGAAGCUACAGGGAAGAUGGACAAGGACAGAAACAACAAAGAAGGUUUCCGGUAAUAGUCGAUCCUGCACCAAAUGGGUUGCAUUCAGCUUUAGACACAAGGGUCAUGUAAUUAGCUGUAACCUGGAUGAGCAAUACACCUUUCUGCCAUUGUGCCUAAAUGUCCAUGUCCAAACUGAUAUCUGUGUAAAGCAGAAUAAUUAGCUCGCGUUAAGGUUUGUAACCGCGAGCUUUGCAACCGAGUUGCUGCACAGACUGUAAACACACUUUGCUCAAACAACUUUUUUUUUUUAAAGAAAUAAAAUUCAUAUU